GCUGUCCGGUGCUGAGAGGGAAGAAGAUGAGCUCAGCGCGCGCCGGGGGGCAGGUAACGUCAGCAGUCGGCCGGAGCAGAAAAAGACUAUACACACACAAACACACACACACAUACACAUACACACAGGCUCACACCAAGUGUUUAUCUCCGCUUCAUCUCUGAUACACACCGACACACGUUAAUGAUGGGCGGAUAAGCAGCUCCGUGAGACUGAGCUCCGCUUUUUUAAAAUUGCUUUUCACGAGUGCCUCGGCAGCAUCCCGCGCCCUCCGCUUGGCUUGAGAUGGGAUGAUAUGGGAUUUUUCAUGUCGACGAAGAUCGGAGGGAUACUCGCGUUUGCCCUGGUAUUUCUGUCCCUGAUGGUGUCAGGAAACUUGGAUGCUGACGCUAAGUGUGAGAACAUUUAUAAGGACUUUUCUGAUUGUGUCCUGGAGCUGGGAGACAGCAUGGAUAACUAUCAGGAGAACGUGACGAGCGAGACGGGAGUGGCAGCCGUGUGCAGCCACUGGGAAGCUUUCCACACGUGUGCCCUCACAGCGCUGUCCGACUGUCAGGAGGAGGUGAGCUCCAUCUGGGAGAAUCUGAGGCAGGACUCCACCAAGUUGCGCUUCCAGGGAAGUCUGUUUGACCUGUGCAGCCCCAGCUCCUCGCCUAGCAUCAGCUCGCCUCUGGCGGCCCUCACACUGCCUCUGAUGGGUGCAAUGAUCAUGGCCGGGCCCAACUGGUAUCCUGUAUAGAUGGUGGGGAUUGAGGGAUUGAGGGUGAGGGCCUCACAUUCCCCUGGGUCAGUCCUUUGAGUUCAAAACUGAAGCCAAGGAUUUAAGAGGAUAAGGAUUAUUAUCACACAGAGCCAUCAAUAUUUGCUUGGAAGAAUAAUACUUCAGCUUGAUCCCCCCUUAUGUCGAGAAACUGAGUUGAGAAAAUUACAUUUCAGCCAACUUAUCAAUCGAGAGAGACUUGAGUAUUCAAAGGAUUUCAGAUACAAUGUAAGCAGGCCAGUCACACACAUAUUGCUCUGGGUUACUGAUAUUAAAGAAGUGGACACAAAAGCAUGAACACCCUUGCAAUCUAAUUUAAUGAAGAUUAUAUAUUAUUAUUAUCAUGUUUGGUUCUUGUCGGUUCUAAAGUUUAGUUUAUUUAGAUUAAAUUACAUUAAAUAAGAAUUGACGGAUAGUUUGACUUUUUGCAGGUACAGGACAGUGCAGGUACAUUUUUUGAUAUCUCUCAUAAGCAAUUUAGUAAAAUAAGUAAGAAAAAACCAUCAAAGUAAAUACACACUACAUGCAAUAUGAAUUAUAAAAAUACAGACAAUGAACAAUUAUACUUAAAUGUAUUGCACCAAAGAGGACUGUUGAGAGACAUACAGGUAAAGGACACAGUAUUUGUGGUUUUCAUUAAGGUGUUCAUGUUUUUAUACCCUCUUCCUGUAUAUUGUGUUUUAUGGGAUAGUUCAACAUUUUGGGACUUAGCCGAUGCUAUACUUACCUCAUGUCUGUAUUCUAAAUAUAUAAGUAUGCUAGUGCCAUCAGCCAGUUAGCUUAGCUUAGCACUAAGCAGCUCCUCUAACUGCUCAAAGCCAAGAAAUAGUUUGGAACAUCCCUGUAAAACCACAACUUUUUACAACUUUGUACAGAUUUAACAAUCAAAUCUAUAAUAGCAGCUUUAGUUUACAGACAACUUGGUGGUAUCCAUUGUCACACGAAAGCACAUUUAAGUGUAUUUCUGAAAAAGUGGAACUAUCCCUUUAAACAAGAGCUACAUUUUAAUCCCCAGUGAGUUUGUAUAAAUAAAAACAAUCCAUCAUACAAUAAUUACCUGUCACAUAACAAGAAAACAUUUAAAGCAGCAUUUCAGCAACAAACAAAAAACAGCAAUAUCCCCAUACAUAAUGUCACUAUCAGUCAUUAAAACAACAGGAUGAAAAACCAUGAAAAAGAUGGAACCAGACAUUAAUCUGACUGGAUUCCAACUUUAUUACACUAAAGCUAGCAAAUAAACACCAUCCAGAUAAAGGUGAAAAGCCCCUUUAUUCUGUUGUCAAGCGUGCUGAAUGUUUGUGUUUGUGACAAUCAAGCCACUUUACCCCUCCAACACUUUGGCCCAAUGUGGCUGAUGUUGCAUGGCUGCUAUAAAGACACCAAAAACAUCCUGACACUAAACACCACCGAAACAUCACUUUAAACUACUUCAUAAACACAGUAUGGCAUACAGACUACACAUGGGUGGAUAUAUUGCAGAGAUUGUUAAGGAAGAAUCGAUAUAUUAUGAAAACUCCCCAAAUAAUCAUAUUUAUGAGUACUAAAACACAUCAUUUAUUUCAAUUGAAACACUCUCCAAUUGAGUAGAAUAUUAUGCAACAGUGAAACAAUUGCUUAUUUUUGUAAGAUAUCUAUACAAUCACUUUUGUAUCAAUUGUAUUUCAAUUACAGAUUUACUCAUUAAUGAAUUGCAUAUUUACAAUAUCAAACAAAAUACUUUACCAACUGUGAUGCUCACGUUAUCUGUUUAAUGCUUUAAAUCUAUAUUCCUUUGAGAAACGUUGGCAUGAUUUUAAGCAUCAGAAGCAGCCAAGAACGACUGAAUCUCGACAGAAAAAAAGCAUCUUUGUUACAGCUUAAAACAAAAAUAACUGGCAAGAUCUCCACUCAUGUAACACUGGUAGCCAAUAGGCUGUGUGAUGUAUCACAAAUUGUAAUGGUGAAUACAAAAUCAAUGUUCAGGUUAAAAUCAUCUCACAGAAAUAUGAUGUUUUAUUGCAGUGCUCAUCAUAGAUUCUGAGCACACUGAAAAUGAAUGAGCGAAAGUCUCAAUUAGUUUUAUUUGUUUGUUCUUCAAAAACGGUGUCACCAUUUGCAUAUUUAUUUUUAAUCUUGACGGUCCUCAUAGGCCUUUUCAAAAAUAUGGAUGAUUUCCUGAAUAUUUGAUACCUUUGAUCCAAAAUGCAUGAUACUUUUAGUGACUUCAUAAUAAUGAACAGUCUGUUGAUGAUAACUUGGACUACAUGUGCAGUGGUAUUGCUCUGCGCAUGCAGUUAUAGCAUCCUUUGCAGAUCCUGAAUCCACCCACCUCCACCUCUUCCAGCAUGUUUGUUCUAGUCGUUUCUAUUUAUUUCAUGUUUCACGAGUGAUGGCAUAAUGUCAACCAUUGUGUGUGUCUGGUACUGAGAAUUACAAAAACAGUCCUCAAAGCAUGAGCAAUAUGUACGGUCACGGUAAAAAGAGGACUCUCAUCCCUUUGUGUGCAGAAAGCAUGAAAACAACUGUGUUAUCAUUAGCAUUAUACCAACAUGGAGAGAACUUCUGAAUGUAAAAACAAGCAUCCAUGUUUUGUUUUCAGUUUACUGAUAGAAAAGCACACUAUUUACAACUGUAUAAAGCAAUAUAUGGCAAAGUAAUGUGUUUGUAAUAAUAAAGCACCGUGUUUAAAACA
Messenger RNA from Notothenia coriiceps (black rockcod), 3431 nucleotides. Its product is annotated as neuritin. Gene Ontology annotation, cellular component: plasma membrane. Bases 296 to 739 code for a protein of 147 amino acids. The transcript is spliced from 3 exons. NCBI's taxonomy places the organism in Eukaryota, Metazoa, Chordata, Actinopteri, Perciformes, Nototheniidae. Gene Ontology annotation, biological process: neuron projection extension; nervous system development. The record is from RefSeq and is a predicted model, not a curated record.